AUGUCACGUAAUCAAUCUAUUGCGGGUAUUGGAAUACUAAUAAGAGAUUAUGCAGGAAAAUUUAUCGCGGGGAUGGGAUGCUUGCAACCAGCGAGAAGUGUAGCUCAAGCUGAACUAUGGGGUAUACUUCAUGCUCUCCAAUGGGCAUAUCAACUCAAUCAUAAAAAAGUAGUGUUUGAAGGUGAUAAUAAAAGUUUAGUGGAACUACUUCAAGGAUCUCAGAUGCAUCCUCACUGGAUGGAUGUUGGUCUUCUUAGUCGUUGUCAGUCACUGUUGUCAAGUUGUAGUACUUGGUCUUGUGCUUUUGUCCGAAAGAUAUGUAAUCACGUAGCUGAUAUUCUAGCCAAACAUGUAAGAAUAAAUAACCUUGCUAGAAUACGGUGGACUAAACCUCCACUUCAGAUCCACUCAGCCUUAGCAACUGAUGUAGGAAUGUAUCAAGUUUCUUAA
Molecule: messenger RNA, 450 nt
Organism: Papaver somniferum (opium poppy)
Lineage: Eukaryota; Viridiplantae; Streptophyta; Magnoliopsida; Ranunculales; Papaveraceae
Exons: 1
Coding region: 1-450 (149 amino acids)
Molecular function (GO): RNA-DNA hybrid ribonuclease activity; nucleic acid binding
Source: RefSeq, a predicted model, not a curated record